AUGGAGACGACCGCCAGCAAGAUGGUGAAGCCGGUGUACUCGGCGCCGCACCCGCUCGCAGGCGAGAUGAUCCCGCUGACGCUCUUCGACCGCGCCGCCAUGGACAUCUUUGUUUCCCUCAUCCUCGUGUACCCCGCGCCGACUCCGUCCAACGAGGCGCUCAUGGAGGGCCUGCGCAGGGCUGUCGCGCCGUACCCUCACCUGGCCGGACGGCUCGCCGUCGACCGCUCAGGCAGGCGUUCCAUCCACCUCAACAACGACGGCGUGCUUGUCCUGGACGCCGAGGUCCCUGUCGAUAUGGCGAGCGUGGUCGCCGACUGCUGCUUUACCGCCACCACCGAGGGCCUGUACCCUGGACUGCCGCCGCCGGGGGAGAACAUCGGGGCGGCGCUGCUGCAGAUCAAGCUGAACCGGUACAAGUGCGGCGGCCUCGUGAUCGGCAUCAUCCACCACCACCACGCGGCCGACGGCCACUCCUUCAGCAACUUCCUCACCACCUGGGCCAGCGCAGUUCGCCAAGCCAGCGACUUCACCGCCCCGUCCCCUUCCCUCGACCGCGCGGCGACCGCCGUGCCUCGGAGCGUGCCGACACCGGCGUUCGACCACCGGUGCACCGAGUUCAGCGGAGAAGAAGACGGCUGUCGUAGCUCCUCCUACUCCCACCCCACGUGCAAGAUCAAGAAUCUCACGCUGCGCUUCACGGCCCAGUUCGUCACAGAGCUCAAGGCCCGCGUCGGCGCCCCAUGCAGCACGUUCCAGUGCCUUCUCGCGCACGUGUGGAAGAAGAUCACGGCGGCGCGCCGCCUGAAGCCCGACGAGUUCACGCAGGUCAGGGUGGCCGUGGACUGCCGGGGCAGGGCCAACCAUGCCGUCCCGCCGGACUUCUUCGGGAACAUGGUGCUGUGGGCAUUCCCGAGGCUCCAAGUCCGGGACGUCCUGGGCUGGACCUACGGCGGCGUGGUAGGUGCCAUCCGCGACGCCAUUGGGCGCGUCGACGCCGCGUACAUCCAGUCGUUCGUGGACUUCGGGAGCUUGGCGGACGUGAACCGAGAGGAGCUCGCGGCCACGGCGCCAACCUCCGGCACGAUGCUCUGCCCGGACCUGGAGGUGGACAGCAGUCUGGGUUUCAGGUUCCACCAGAUUGACCUCGGCCAUGGGCCGCCAUCCGCGUUCCUCAUGCCGGACUUGCCCGUCGAGGGGCUCAUGACGUUUGUGCCAUCGUGCUCAGCCAAGGGCGGCGUCGACGUCCACAUGGCCGUCGCCGAGGGUCACGUCGCGGCGCUUGAGCAUAUAUGCUACUCCUUGGACGAAAGAGCUAAACCGAAGUUGUAA
This is a messenger RNA of Triticum dicoccoides, 1332 nucleotides long. Its product is annotated as tryptamine benzoyltransferase 1-like. NCBI's taxonomy places the organism in Eukaryota, Viridiplantae, Streptophyta, Magnoliopsida, Poales, Poaceae. Gene Ontology annotation, molecular function: acyltransferase activity, transferring groups other than amino-acyl groups. The record is from RefSeq and is a predicted model, not a curated record. Bases 1 to 1332 code for a protein of 443 amino acids. The transcript is spliced from 2 exons.